AUGAGGCUAGCCCUUGGACCUGAUGUAAACAUCACUUUGGAUACUGACCUUCUUCCCGCUUCUCUCGGCCAGCAGAGCUUGGUGGACGGACCUGUGUCACACAUCUCCCGCAGUCACAGCAGCUGCAGCGCGGACACCUGUCGCCAUGAGGCCCCGACGGUGUACACGCAGCUGUCUUACCUGGAUUCACCCAGAUCCACGUCGUCCAAUGGAUUCCAUGGAUCUAGGAGGAAAGUGGGCGGAGAGCUGAGCACAAAGCACUGGUGGCUGGUGGGCCUAGUGUUCCUGGUGGCGGCGACGGCUGGCGUGGGGGUGGGCGUGCCCCUCGCCCUCAGGGGGGACCCGUCACAGUCCUUCGAGAAGAGACUGGAGACGGCCAGGAAGAUCCUGUCGGAGUUUCCGCUCAUAGAUGGGCACAACGACCUCCCGUGGAAUAUAAGAAGUUUCAUUCACAAUCAACUGGAAAAACUCAAGCUGAACGAGAGUCUGAAGACCGUCGAGCCUUGGUCCGUUAGCAAUUGGUCUCACACGGACCUUCCGAGACUAAGAGAAGGCCUUGUGGGCGGUCAGUUCUGGGUGGCUUACACGCCUUGUGACUCGCAGUACCUGAAUUCCGUGCAGCUGACCCUAGAACAGAUCGACCUCAUUAAAAGAGUCCUGAAGAAGUACAAUCAAUACCUAGAACUCGUUACCAAAUCCGAAGACAUCACCGCCGUCUUCAAGAAAGGGAAAAUCGCCAGCCUGAUCGCCAUCGAAGGAGGCCACGGAAUCAGCAACAGCUUAGGAACGCUGAGAAUGAUGUAUGAACUCGGUGUACGGUAUCUCACUCUUACACACACGUGCGAUACGCCCUGGGUAAGGGGAGGUUCAACGAGCCAUCCGGGGCUCUCCGACUUCGGCAAGAAAGUCGUGCAGGAGAUGAACCGGCUGGGGAUGAUGGUGGACCUGUCUCACGUGUCGACGCAGACGAUGCGGGACACCCUGGCCGCCACGCAAGCGCCCAUCAUCUUCUCGCACUCGUCGGCGCGCGCCCUCUGCGACAACCCCAGGAACGUGCCCGACGAUGUGCUCCGACAGGUGAAACACAACCGCGGGAUCGUCAUGGUCAGCUUCUACGCCGACCACGUGAGCUGCGCCGACAGAGCCAACGUCAGCCAUGUGGCAAAACACAUCAACCACAUACGGGAAAUCGCGGGCAUCGAUCACGUUGGCAUCGGAGCGGAUUUUGACGGAAUCAACAAGACGCCGGUGGGCCUGGAAGACGUGAGCAAGUACCCCGCCUUGUUGGCCGAGCUGCUGCGUGACCCGAGGUGGACGGUGGCUGACCUCAGGAAGCUGGUGGGCGAGAAUAUCAUCAGAGUGUUCUCGGAGGUGGAGAGGGGUUUAGAUAGAUAG
Molecule: messenger RNA, 1395 nt
Organism: Penaeus indicus
Lineage: Eukaryota; Metazoa; Arthropoda; Malacostraca; Decapoda; Penaeidae
Product: dipeptidase 1-like
Exons: 14
Coding region: 1-1395 (464 amino acids)
Biological process (GO): proteolysis
Molecular function (GO): metallodipeptidase activity
Source: RefSeq, a predicted model, not a curated record